AUGUUUUCGGUGGCGACACAGGUGGCCGUAUCUCGGCGAGUGCAGAGGUACAAGCUCGCAUUGCGCGGGCGUCAAGACGCCGAAAACAGGCGAACAAGAUCGACCUCGAACCAGUCAACGCCAAUGAUAUGGGGAUGGAGUGUAGACGCAUCGUAGAACGCGUUUUCGUUUGAAGUUGACGUCUUGUUUGAGAGUAGAUGUGACAGAUUUGCGUAGAAUAGGGUAAGAUGUUAUCAUGAACGGAGAUGAAAGGGCUUUUCCAACACGGAGAUGUAGCAUGGAUCAAAGCAUUUGUUGGAUUUCAGCUUUUACAAGCGGACAUCAACGCAGUAGUAUUUUAGCAAGCUUACGAACGCAUAUAGGAUACCAUCAGGAUU
Messenger RNA from Ectocarpus sp. CCAP 1310/34, 377 nucleotides. Lineage: Eukaryota; Phaeophyceae; Ectocarpales; Ectocarpaceae. The record is from the annotation of a GenBank genome assembly.